Molecule: messenger RNA, 2757 nt
Organism: Brassica napus (rape)
Lineage: Eukaryota; Viridiplantae; Streptophyta; Magnoliopsida; Brassicales; Brassicaceae
Product: monothiol glutaredoxin-S4
Exons: 1
Coding region: 2321-2626 (101 amino acids)
Source: RefSeq, a predicted model, not a curated record
AAUGUAUUUUACAUUUUAUUAAAAAUGAAGGUAAAAAUAUUUAGUGUAAACAUGAAAAGUAAUACUAUGAAUAUGGUAUUUCUGGCAAUUUCCCUACUUUAUUUUUUAUUAAAAAACAAAUUAAUACUUACCAAAAUAGUUCAUGAGGUUAUAAAAUUAGAAUCGAUAUGUGUUCUUGAUUGUUGUACGCACGUAAGACAUGCACGAGCUGUAAAUACGACCACAUUGUAAUUUGGUAAUAUAUGAAUAACGACUCUUCGUAUAAUGUUGGGCCACCUUCCAUCCUGCAGUACAACAAAAGAAGGAAAAAAAAAACGCAAAAACUUAUUGUUCCAUUUGGGCGUUAUCGUCAUGGAAUAAGAUCGAAUAUUAGCAACGUCAAUAAUCUUACAAAACUUACAUUUAUUUCCAGUAUCGAUGUAUGAUGAAAAGUUCGUGAGAAUAAAUGUUUUCAUGGUUGGUUAAGAGGCCACGCAAUCCUCAACACAACAAAGUUAAAAGAUUAUUCUGGAGAUAUUGAUCUACGAUCUCGAGUCUUCACCAAGAAGAGUUCUACGUUUAUCAUGGAUAUGUGUGUAUGACAAAGGGUAAGCUUUAACUAAGGUUUUGAAACUGUGUCACAUGUAGAUCUCGUUUUGGCUCACAAAAGCCUCGUUAUAAAUAAAUUGCAUUACAAUAAUUUUAUUUAGGCAGGGCCAAAAAACACCAGAACCGAAGAAUCGAACCAUAAUCGAAACAAAAUACCUGAAUCGGAAGUCGGGCCAAAACCCUAAAAUAUCCAAAUGAUAUCACAUAUUUCUAUCCAAACAACCGAACCAAACCGAAACCAAAUCGAGAACAUAACAUGUACCUGAAUAUAUAAAAAUAUUAGUAACACAUAUCUAUAACAUAACAAAAAAUAUAUAUAUAAUUAUUUUAUAAAAGUUUAUAAUUUAAAAGUUUAUAAAAGUAUCUGAAAAUAUUUGAAAGAAAUUAAAUUAAAUUAAAGUAUCCAAACUACCUAAAAUAUCAGGAUAUUUUUAUCUGAAAUAUCAAACAUAACCCAAAAUAUCAUAUAUUUUUAUCUGAAUCAUAAUAGUUAUUCGAUAUUUUAAUCCAAAACACCAAAUAUUUAACCCAAAUUAUCCAAACUAUCCGCUAUCCGAAGUAACCGAACCGGAACCUGAAUCAAAUAGAAAUGAUUUUUAGGCAUUUUCUGGUUUCUAGUUUUACUAUCCGAAUCGAACCUAAAACUAUCCUAAUCGAACUGAAAAUUAGUCAUGUAGUAAAUAGAUCUUUUAGCCCCUUAGCCGAAUUAACCGAUAUCUAAAAUACCCAAAUCAUACUGAACCGAUACUCGACCUAGUUUUAUCUAUGAAUUGAUAAGACAGAGCAUCAUAAAGCACAAAUUUUUGUAAAUGGUCAACACACAACACAUGUCCGAAUCCAAAUUUUUCUGGUUAAUACAAUAUUACAAUCAAACGUUAGAUCCCUUGGGUUUUUUGAGAUCCAAUGGGUCCGAACUUUCUAAUUUUGAAAAAAAAAAUGAAAGUUAUGCACUAUGCAUGCAGUAUCACAUUAAUUACUAGUACUUAAUGGUUCAAAGAUCCUUGAGCAUGACCAAACUUUUCUAUUGAGCUGAAAGAUUUUAUGAAGUUGAAAAACAGAUACGUGGAAUUCUUGGUUGUUUUUGUUCUUCGUUCGAAAAAUGUUUCGUCUGAUUCAUUAGUUAAAAUAACAAAAAAUUUUUAUAGAUAAUUGUAUUACAUUGAUUAUUUUUUUCUGGUAUGAUUUUCCGGACUAUCUCAAGCUUGAGUAAUAAAACAACUGUCUGAAGAAACAAAAAUUAAGUUUACUUAAUCUGGUAAAAUAUAUAUUUAGACGUUCAAAAUAUAUGGCCGUACUAUGAAGACAUGACUUGAUUCUUCCGUAGCAAAUAUUCCUCACAUUUUAUAUUUUAUGUACGUUUUACCGAAGAACUUAUAGUUUAUUCUUUUCGCUGUGAAAUAUACUCCCACUAUUUUAAUAUUCAUUAUUUAAAAUGUGCUCUCUAUUUAAAAUUCUAGAUUUCGGGAUAAAGUGAAUUCUCUAGAAAAAGUGCUACAUCAAACACAAUAUGACAGCUUUACGUACCUUAUAUAAAUGACCCUUAUAGACCCUUCAAUGCAUCAAACACGGAAACUCAUCAGUCACUUCUUAUCUUCACCCAGAGACAUCAAGCUCCCUAUUAUAAGUUCUUCAACUUUCCAAUAGUCAUCAUCCCUAGUAUAUCUCUUAUCUCAAUCAAGACACUCAGUUUGAUACUUUGCGGCUUCCAAAACUCUUUCACAUUAUAACAUCAAUGGAGAAGCUACAGAAGAUGAUUUCCGGAAAGUCGGUAGUUAUCUUUAGCAAUAACUCUUGCUGCAUUUCUCACACAAUCAAGACUCUCUUCUUAGACUUUGGCGUCAACCCGACGAUCUAUGAGCUAGACGAGAUCAGCAGAGGAAAAGAGAUUGAGAAAGUAUUGGCUCAGCUCGGCUGCAGCCCAACCGUUCCGGUGGUGUUCAUAGGAGGGCAGCUCGUUGGUGGAGCCAAUCAAGUUAUGAGUCUUCAUCUCAAUCGCUCUCUCGUUCCGAUGCUUAAACGCGUUGGGGCUUUGAUUUAAAUAUAAACUUAAUUAAACGUACUUUAAUCAUCUAUAAUGUACUAGACUAGUCAAAAACUGACAAUAGCACAAUACAUGUAUGAAUCAAUUAAAAUAAUAAUAUGAAUGUAUGAAUAUGUUUCUCUUGUCUA